ACAGCUUUCUGCAUGGGAUGUCCGUUUAGCCGUCGCAUGGGAAGCGUGUACCCAUCUUUCCAACUUUAUACUCUUCGCCUUCCCUCUCUCGUGCCGGCACUCAAAUCACCACCUCUCUCUCUCUUCUCCCUCUCUCUUUCUCUCUCUAAAACCAGCGAGAUUAGAGAUGGAAAAAAACCCUCAUUUGCUAGGGCUGUGAUGUCCAGUUUUUUCCUUAUAACACAAAAUUUCUCCCUCCUUUCUCUUUCUUCUCCUCAGGAUUUAUUUGUGCCGAGGUUUCCUCAGAUAGAGGGUUUUAUCUCUCUCUCAUGCUGCAAGAGUGAGUAGGUUCUCUCAUUAUGUUGAAGAAAGGAAAGCUUCUUGUGGGUCAAAAAGUUGAGGUUAGGCAGUUGGAUGAAGGGCUUAGAGGGUCCUGGCAUCCUGGUGUGAUCACAUCUGCUCGUGGAUCGAAACAUUGUGUAGAAUAUGAUGAGCUCCUGAACCAAGAGGGCUCUUCAAAGCUGAUAGAAUGGAUUUCUGUUGUGAAUGCAAUUGGCGGCGACCCUGGCUUUGGCCUGCAUAACUAUCGGGGUCGAAUUAGACCCCCCCCACCACCCCAUGAUGAUGAUGAGAAGCUUCUGUAUGGCAUGUGUGUGGAUGCCAUGUUUGAAGAUGCAUGGUGGGAGGGUGUCAUUUUGGCUGGCAAGUCGGCCUCUGAGAAAUCAGUGUUCUUUCCAGAUGAGGGAGAUGAACUGAGGUUUGGUGUCGAGAAAUUGCGGGUCACAUGUGAUUGGGAUGAGGCCACUGGCCAGUGGGUACCACGUGGUUGUUGGUUCUUGAUCGAGUUGUUCGAUCAUAACAAGAAUCUCUUGGGCCAUUCUGUCAAAAGAAAAAAGAAGCACUUGGCCCAUUCCACCUCCUCCUCCUCCUCUUUGGUGAUCAAGAAUAUCUGGUUCAGGCUAAGGAUGGCAAUGGAGUUCUCAAGGGAGAUUCCAGAAUGGACCUGUGGGGACUUGGGCAAGUGGGCCCCUCUUGUUCAAGAGAUAAUGCUCCAGGAGCAAGCUGGAAUUCUUCAAAUUUGUGGUUCGGAACUAUCACUGGUGCAGAAUGCUAUUAGUCAUGGAGAGAAAGAAGCAUCAAAGGUAGCUUUGAAAGACGUUUCCUUGAAACAAAAUGGGACUAGUCAAGUUGAGAAAGAAGCAUCAAAACGAGCUCUGGAAGUUUCCUCUGAGAAAAAUGGUGGCAGUGGUCAUGGAAUGAGAGAAGCAUCAAAGAGAGCUCUGAAAGUUUCUAAGAAAGAACCUGAUGGUACUAGUUAUGGACAGAGAGAAUUAUUGGAGAUAGGUUUGGAAAUUUCAUCGUGGAACAAUGGCACAAGUAAUGGAGAGAGAGAACCUCAGGGCAGAUCGAGGGAAAUAGUGCGCAGGGCUUUUGAAUCUGAAUACUGCCCUCAGGCAAUAAAGGAGUACAUGGUUGAGUUUGGGGAGAAGGGAUUUAAGGGGUGUCUUUUUCCGGUUAGGGAACGAGCGAGAAGACAUCUCCUUGCUGUGGGUUGGAGGAUCAAGUGUCAGGUAACGGAAGCAGGGAAGUUCCUCUACUAUGUCUCACCCAAUAGAGAGCGUUACUAUUCUUUGCAUACAGCUAUUUUGGUAUGUGCAAGGCAAGAACAAGCAGCAACAGAUAGUGACAAUGAAGGGGAGGGGGGUUUGAUAACUGAGAGCUCAAUUCAGGAACAUGGUUCCCAUGUUGAAGAAACAGAGUUUGGGCUCAUGAUAUCUUUAGAGGAACAAUCAUGUGGUGAUUUGAAGAAACCCAGGACAUGGCACAAGAGGAAGGAGAUUUGGGGUCAGGCUUCACAGAAAAAUGACUCAUAUGGUGACCUGCGACAUUCCAACUUGAGAUCUAGGCAAGGGUGUAAAAAGAGGAGAAAAAAUGAUGCUACUGAUUUUUACAGUAGAAAGAGAAGGUGUGGUGAACCUAAAGAGGAGAGGCUUUCGCUCCAGCAUAGUACAGAUGGCGGUCACUCGAAGGGAGCCCCAAGAGGUCAGAUGUCACCAUGUUCGGGCAAUUUGGGUGUGUUCUCAUGGAUGAUAGAUAACAAGGCAUUGUUAUUGAGGCAGAGUGUGUGUUUCUUAAGCGAAAAGGACGGGCAUGUGAUGGCACGGGGAUGGAUAACUCGAAAAGGCAUUAUGUGUAAAUGUUGCAAGCAGGUUUAUUCUCCAUCUGGUUUUGGGGCCCAUGCUGGUGGGGGUAGCAGGGCUAAGCAGAAGGGACUAUCUGCCUGCAUCUUCUUACAAGAUGGAAGGUCCCUGUUACAAUGCCAAAGUGAACUUUUAUCCGUCUUUAGAUCACAAUCAUUUGGCCAGCUGAAGACCACUCCCCAUUGCUUAAGUGACAAGAUAUGCAGCAUCUGCCAUUAUGGAGGAGAUUUAAUAUUAUGCGAUCGCUGUCCCUCUUCAUUUCAUUUGAGUUGUGUCGGGCUGGAGGAAUUGCCAGAAGGAAAAUGGUUUUGUCCAUCUUGUAGAUGCAACAUUUGUGGUGGGAGUGCUUUCAAUUCUGAUUUCGAGCAAUUCAUGGAGAAGACAGUUUUAUGUUGCUAUCAAUGUGGAUGUGAAUAUCAUGUGGGCUGCUUGACGAGAAAGAGGCUGUCAAAACCCAAAAAUUGCUCACAAGGACAUUUGUUCUGCUGUAAAAAAUGUUCUAAGAUAUAUGUGUCUCUGCGUGCACUGCUGGGCCAAUCAAAUCCAAUUGGUGUUGGAAGCUUAUCUGUCACUAUUUUGAGGUCACCAAAAGAUGACAAUGGCGAUCUUAAUGCAUCUCAGACGGAAAUAAUGAUCAAGUAUCACAGCAAGCUUUCUGAUGCUCUUGAUGUACUGCAUGAAUGUUUUAAUCCGAUUGUUGAAUCUCGUACAAAGACAGAUCUUUUCUCUGAUGUUCUCUUCAAUAAACGGUCUAAUUUAAAGCGGUUGGACUUUCGGGGAUUUUAUACAGUACUUUUGGAGAGGGAAGGUGACCUUAUAUCUGUGGCUGCAAUUCGAAUACAUGGAAAGAAGGUUGCAGAGAUGCCUCUUGUUGGUACUCGUGUUCAAUUUCGGAAACAAGGGAUGUGUCGACUUCUAGUUCAUGAAAUUGAGAAGAUGCUAUCUAGAAUGGAGGUCGAAAUGUUAAUUGUGCCAGCUGCUCCACAACUAAGUGAAACUUGGAGAAAUUCUCUUGGGUAUACAGAGAUGCCACAUUCUAAGAGAUCAAAGUUUUUGGGGUUCACCUUUCUAAAUUUUCCAGAUACGACCAUGUUUUGGAAGUCUCUCAUGAAAACAAAGGGUGUCUACAAAGACCUCUUGGACACUGCUAGAACCUCGCAGCCAGAUACACGUAAUGUCUCUGAAGCAAGUGAUACAUUACUCCCUAGCUUAUUCUGUGGUGAUACUCAUGCAUCUCCUUUACGGGUUCUAGAACCCAUGUGCCAGAAGCUCCUCAAGACACCGAGAGGAAGACCAAGAGUCCUCAAAAAAGGAAACAAGAAAAUUAAAGACGUGGGGUUGGAUGGGUAUAGUAAUUCUUCGAAAGCUAAGAAGACAACAGAUUCUGUUCAAAAUGUCCCUUGUGAUGAUUGCCACGAAUCUUGUUCACACGAAGGAAGAAUGUCCCUGAAGUCCUUAAAAAGAGGAAGAGCGAGACCCCUAAUCAUCAGCAUGAGAAGAAAACAAGUGAAAUGUGUUGCUUCUGAAGCUAAAGAAACAGUUAAUCUUAUUCAAAAGGUCCCUUCUGAUUACAGUCGUGAAUCUUCUUUUGAUGACCAAGAAACCAUAAAGAAACCAAGAGGAAGACCCUGGAUUCUCACCCAGAGAAGUAAAAAAGUUCAGAAUGGCUCGAGGAUGGAUGGAAUUGUUGCUAUUUCUAAGGGGGAGGAUAAUACUCGAGCAUCUCUCUCGCACCAGCGAACUAUUCGAAGUGGUCACAACAAUCAAUUAAUUAAUGCUUCACAGCCUUCAUUAACUGAAAAUAUUCUUCAAGAGUUCCAAUCUGUUAAAGAGGCUACACUGAUGGAGGAAAGGAAAAUUACUGAGGUUGACGCAUGUCAUGACGACCACUUGCUUACUUCUUUGGAAAUGGUUAAUCUGAAUCAUCUGAGAAAAUGCAUUGGUGAUAUUGAGAGGAGGUUUAAGGGAUUCUGUUAUAGACGUAAACCACUUCAGAGAAAAUGCAUUAUUGAGAGGAAGUUCAAGGGAUUCUGUUAUGGGCGUAAACCAGUAUUAUUUUCCUAACUGGGGAACUGAUGGCGCAUUCUUGUACCUAUAUAGCACACCCCCUUUUUGCUCCCUCGGUGUAAAUUUGUAGUCAUCAAUCAGAACCAUGCAUCAGGGGUUUAGUCCAGAGAAUUAUUCGUAGCUAUGAUAAAUUUUUGUAUCAAACACAUCAUUUAAGUUAUCCAUUUAUGUUAUGAGGAUCGA
Messenger RNA from Amborella trichopoda, 4430 nucleotides. RefSeq lists its product as uncharacterized. Gene Ontology annotation, biological process: negative regulation of DNA-templated transcription; regulation of transcription by RNA polymerase II. The record is from RefSeq and is a predicted model, not a curated record. Gene Ontology annotation, cellular component: nucleus. Gene Ontology annotation, molecular function: transcription corepressor activity. Lineage: Eukaryota; Viridiplantae; Streptophyta; Magnoliopsida; Amborellales; Amborellaceae.